UAGCCUAUUUUUCCUUCUCCUACCGCAUCCCUACUUUUUCCUUCCUCAGCCCUGGCACCAGCAGCAGGUCAUUCUUCCUGCACACAGCUGAGGAUCAACAGCAGCUUCCUCCUCCUCUUCCUCACUCUCCUCUCUCUCCCUCUCUCACUCACACGCCUCUCAGUUGCAGCUGAGCACUAACAGAACCUCUCAAGAACACAAACACACACACACACACACAAAGAAAACAGUAAGAGGAUCGGGAUGCGGAUGUGUGUUUCCAGCGUGACGGCAGUUGCCUCCUGCCGUCGCGUCCAGGCUGCUUGGAAGCUCACCUUCCCCCUGCUUCUCCUCCUGCUGCUGCCGGGCAGAGGUGUCCAGGGUGUCCCCUCUCCUUUCCAGCUGGCUCCGGACACCCCCUCGCCGGCCGAGCCCAGCCCGACCCAACCCACACCUCGCCCGGACCCCUGCGAAGGCCGGCCCUGCCUCAACGGGGGGCUCUGUCUUGCCCUCCUGCCUCCGCUCAGGCUGGAGAGCAGCUGGGAGUACACAUGCACCUGCAGCCAGGGCUUCACUGGACACAACUGUGAGUUUUUCACAGACCCCUGUGCCAGCAGCCCUUGUCUCCAUGGAAACUGCAGCCGGAGCGAAGGCGGGGAGGAGGGCGAGCCGGCCUACUCGUGCGAGUGCACAGAAGGCUACGAGGGAGAGAGGUGCGAUCAGAUCUUGCUGGACCUGCCGCCCGCCGCCGACUGGGGCCCGGCCACCCCCUCCGCUCCCGAGCUGGCCACACCGGUGACCUCCACAACGACGGCUACGACUCCGCCCCAGCAGCCAACCACAGUCCCGGCCACCACCACGCCGGCGCCGCCCACCCUGCAGCCGUGGCAGCCCAAGCCCGGGCAGAGGCUGCUGGUUGUGCAGUGGGAUGCAGACAGGGUCACCGAGGGUCUGCACUGUGUGAGCCCUGAGCUCUGUGAGCUGACGUCAGGGACCCUGACUCUGUCUCUGGAGGUGCCUGAAGAAACCGCCGUGAAGGUGCUGGUGAACGCCAGUGGAGCUCCGGUGCUGUGGCGUGUGAGUGAAGAGGGUUUCCUCCGCUCGUCUAUUCUGAACGGCACCACCAUAUGGUUUCUGCAGGCCCCGGACGGCCUGGUGGUACCAGACCGUUUGCUGCCCCUGGGACAGAACUACUUCCUCAGCGUGAUCCGUGUUGGCGCUCCCACGACCCCGGAGGUCACGCUGCGUCUCAACCUGACGGUGAAGGCCAGCAGCUGCGUGGAGCCCGGCAGCAGCUUCAGCGAUCCUCAGUGUUCUGGGAAAGGGAAAUGCGUCACGCAGCUGUCGGAGAGCACUUUCUUCUGUGAGUGUGAGGACGGCUACACCGGGAUCUUUUGCGAAGAGCUCGACGCCUGCCACCACCGGCCCUGUUGGAACAACGCCACCUGCACUGACGUCAGACAAGGUGGCGAGGGGCAAAACUUCACAUGUACCUGCCCACCAGGUUAUGAAGGCGAGCGCUGCCAAAUGCUGGUUGACCACUGCCUCUCUCAGCCUUGUAAGAAUGGAGCCACCUGCUUCAGCAGCUUGGCUGGACCCAGGUGCUACUGUCCCGAAGGGUACCAAGGAGCCACAUGUGAGCAGAAGGUGGAUCCGUGUGGCUCCAGCCCGUGUCAUAACAACGGCACAUGCUACGGCCAGGGCCCCGGGCCCCUGGGAUUCGGCUGUAGCUGCACAGCAGGUUUCACCGGCCCCACAUGUGCCCAGCUAGUGGACUUCUGCGCCCUGAACCCUUGCGCCCACGGCGUGUGCCGCAGCGUGGCCAACAGCUACAGGUGUCUGUGUGUUCCAGGCUACCAUGGCUUGUACUGCGAGGAGGAGUUCAACGAGUGUCUGUCUGCGCCCUGCCAGAACUACGCCACCUGUAGGGAUCUCAUUAAUGCCUAUGAGUGUGUCUGCACGCCACAGUUUGAAGGAAAGCACUGCGAGAUCUACAAGGAUCCCUGCGUGAAUGUACGCUGCCAGAACGGCGGUCGAUGUGAGAGUAGUGGACUUAAUGCUUCUUGUGCCUGUCCAUCCGGAUAUGUAGGGGAGGAGUGCGAGGUUGACAUCAAUGAGUGCGAGAGCAACCCUUGUCACCACGGUGGCACCUGCAUCGACCAAUCAAACGGAUACACCUGCCACUGCCCGCUUGGGUGGGUUGGCCCCAGCUGUGAAAUCCACCUGCAGUGGAAACCAGCGCACACUGAGGACACCCUGACCAACAUGCCUCGCCACUCGCUGUACAUCAUCAUCGGAGCGCUGUGUGUGGCAUUCGUCCUCAUGCUCAUCAUCCUCAUAGUGGGCAUCUGCCGCAUCAGCCGCAUCGAGUACCAGGGAUCAUCGCGCCACGCAUACCAGGAGUUCUACAACUGCCGGAGCAUCGACAGCGAGUUCAGCAAUGCUAUCGCCUCCAUCCGCCAUGCCAGAUUUGGAAAGAAGUCUCGGCCUGCCAUGUAUGAUGCCACCCCCAUCGCCUACGAGGACUACAGUCCAGAUGACAAACCUCUGGUCACCCUCAUUAAGACAAAGGAUUUGUAAAAGUCCACAAACUCAAACCAUAACAAGCUGUAUGUAUAGUGCAUACGCAGAUACAAACUCACAUGUCUAUAAAAAUGAAAGUAUUUCUUAAAACAAACAUAACAGCAAAAUCUCAUUUGAAUGUAAAGAAAUAAAAGAAACAUGGCGUAGCUAAAAAGAAGCAAAUCUGGAGUUUGAUACCAUAUCUAUUUUCCUGAGGAUAAGGCUUUGUAGUAGCAUACUUUGCAUUACUUUUAAGUUACAGAUGCUGAGCAGCAUUUGCAGUACCCUCUGCUGCCCAAUAAAUAGUUGAUUUUAGUCUGAACCAGACGAUCUGUAGGAGGAGGUCCAACAAAUAAAGGCAGUAGA
Poecilia latipinna (sailfin molly) is the source of this 2907-nucleotide messenger RNA. It is a transcript of the gene dner, whose product is annotated as delta/notch-like EGF repeat containing. NCBI's taxonomy places the organism in Eukaryota, Metazoa, Chordata, Actinopteri, Cyprinodontiformes, Poeciliidae. Gene Ontology annotation, molecular function: calcium ion binding. The transcript is spliced from 13 exons. The record is from RefSeq and is a predicted model, not a curated record. Gene Ontology annotation, cellular component: protein-containing complex; plasma membrane. Bases 244 to 2559 code for a protein of 771 amino acids. Gene Ontology annotation, biological process: establishment or maintenance of epithelial cell apical/basal polarity; heterophilic cell-cell adhesion.